Molecule: messenger RNA, 5635 nt
Organism: Linum trigynum
Lineage: Eukaryota; Viridiplantae; Streptophyta; Magnoliopsida; Malpighiales; Linaceae
Source: the annotation of a GenBank genome assembly
CAAACAAAAGUCGGGAGAAUGUUAAUUACAGAUCUUAUACCAUUAUCUAACACGGUGACACCAACGAAAGCUAACUCAUGAGCUAAGUUUACAUAGACUCACCAUAUAUUGUACUUUAAUCAAGGGUUAAUGUUGGAGGUCAUGAAAAUUCGAACACACAACCACUUGGCCAAACUUACUCUGAUAUCAUAUCAUAAACCAGUUGAUCUCACUAACUCGAAUUAUUAAAAAAAAUUAAUUAUAAAUAUUAUAUCACUAUCUAACACACUAAUUUGUCAAAAUUUUGUUUCUUCAUUGGGUGGACGUGGGUGAUUAUGUUCAGCGCUGCAGGACUCUUUCAUCUUACUAGCUACUAGCAUUAACCUUUAAAAAUGAAAAUUACACGAAAAUUCAAAUGGGUUCUCAAGCUUUUGGACUGUAAAUUUUUAAAAAAAAAAUGCGCCAAUGAGGAGAUAGCGUGUGGACGGAUAGCAGGGGCGGGCUACUCCCUAGGUUGCCGCUAAGUAUUACCCUAAGUGAAAACCAGCUGCCUCCCCAGCUUAACCCGUUACCAUCCUAGAAAUGAUUAAUUAGUGUUGUAUUGCUGCUCACAUUUGGCACAAAUUCAAUUACUUUGUGUGUGUUCUCCCUGUGUUUGUUGGGUACUCAGUUGAAUUAUGAUGAGAUUGUAUGGUAUAUUAGCAUUAUGACGUCCUUGCAUGAUCGAACGGAUUGUGAAAUGCGCAAUCCAACGGUCAAAUAACACCUUAGGAAUUGCAUUCAUUAAUAUUGUAAGUCAUGAAUUUUUCAUGAUAUUCAUUGGUGAAGGUCUCUUGUGAAAAGGGGGAAUAACACACACACAUGUACAUUAGUGCUCAGAUUGUGAAUGUCUGGUACAAGAUCUGUAAAAGUACCAAACCUAAAGCGUGGUCCUCUUGGAAGGCUGUUUAAUUUCCUUAGAGUUCGGGUCACAGGCUCCAUAGAGAAGAAUAAACUAGUACAAUGGAAGUGCCUCAAAGUAUCAUCGAGGUGUGUUUAUUAUACUGCCUAAUUAGAUUCCUACAGGCAAUUAAUUUGAUUCCGUCAACUGGAGAAGUAACUUAUCUCAUUUUUAUUAAAAAGAAAAAUAGUAGCAUUCAUUGAACUUCCAAUAAUUUAUUUGUUUUAUGUUAUUAUAUUUAACUAUCGAUGGGGUUGAAUUUGAUACUCGUGUAGUCAAGUAGUAUUUAAAAAACUAUAAAACAGAAGUCGCUGAGGUUCAAAGAAACAAGAGAGAACUGAAGUAAGAGAAGUAUACUCUAAUUCACAAGAUAGGGAAAACGGUUAGUCGUCUUUGCCUUUUUGAUGAUCUAGCUAGUUUCGUUUCGUUGAAUGUAACUGAGUUUGGCUCAGUUUCAGACACUGGCCUAAAGCACCCCACGACUUGUCUUCUUCAAACAAGAAAUUCCUUUGUACUUCCAGCCUUCAAGUGACCCUGCAAAAAAUAGCACUACUAAUAAACGAAAAACAAUACCGGAGAUCGUACCGGGAAAGUCAGCGGUAGGGUAUUUUAUGGUAUAAUCGUGGUUUAACCGUUAUACCGGUAAAUACCGCCUAUCGGUUUAGCCUCCAAUACUGGUAUUUUGUGGUUUAACCGCCGGUACGGUACGGUUUCAUGGACACCGGAUAACACAUGAUUAUUUGAUUACCGAUUACCCUUCUUGUUUUGUAACGUUGGAUACCGAUUAAUUAGGUUGAAUGUAUGGAAGACAUUUCAAUCGGUGCAAUGGGUCGGUCAAAUUUCAGCAAACCUCUCGUCUUAAGAAAUUGAAGUUAAUCUCUUGUCUUAACUUAGCAAAACUAUACAAGAAUUUAAUUGUUCUAAAGUAAACAAUUAGUUACGCUAAACAUGAAACAAAUACAACAAAUACCACAUCGCCUUAGGCGGAGCCAACCACGUCCUUUGCCCUUGUCCCAGGAUAGGGGUAAAAUUUGAAGCUCGGAAAAAAAUACCACUCUUACACGUAACAUAAGAAUAUUUUGCCACUAUAUCACAACUCAUUAUUUGUUUAUGAAUUGACAAAAAAGACUAAUUGAUUUAUUGGUUCCAUACAUGACAUUAUUAUUCGACAACUAUUUGUUCAUGAUGAAUUAUCCCGAGUAAUGGUAGAGACAUAAGUGUAUGUUAUUUCCUUAAGUUGAUUUGCUUCUAAAGGUAGUUUUUAUUCUACCAGUUGCAACUAUAAGUUUAGGAAAAAAAAAACAUUUUUUUAGCUUGAGCUAUAUUAAAAACAAGCUUCGAAGUCGAAUUGGCAAUCGAUUUGCUAAUGAUUGUUUAGUGGGAUACAUUGAAAGAGACUUUCUUUAGAGUGUAGACGAUGGAUAUAUUUUGCAUUUAUUUUCGAAUAUGAAAACUCAUUGUGAUAGAUUAUGCAAAUAAUAAUUGUAUAGUCAGUUAUUUCUUUAUUUAUGAAUGGAUUAUCUAAAUAUUAUUAAUUAUCAAUUAUUAAUUAUUUAUAUGUUCAUAUUAUGAAAAGAGGACAGAGGUAGUUUCAAAUCCUGCCUCCGCCAUGCCCUUUUUAACAAUAUAAUUGUUGCAUUUUUUUUGCAUGAAAACGAUGGAUUGGAUCCUUCCGAAUAUAUUACAAAACAUUGUCCUUAUAUAAUUGUGCAUUAGUUAAUGAAUCUUAUUAAAACGUGAAGAAUUAAGAAUAUAAUGAUUCCAAGGCGACUCGUAAUUUGUGGAUAAGAUAGUCUGUUGUAAAUUUAUCAUUUCAAUUGAUAUAGUUACACAUUUCACACAAAAGAGAUUAUCGAAACCACUAAGUAUGAAUGAUCAACAUGUUGAACCAACUGAAGUCUGAAACAUCUCAUCGUCGAGUUUAUAUGUAGAACUAUAUAAAUGUCUGUGUAAACCUUACUUCCUGAACAAACUCUAGACCAAAUGAAAUUCUCAUAAAUUUAGCUUUCAUGAUGAUUCAACUUUUAAGAUUAGCCUUAAAAAGAUUAAUUGUAAAAUAUCUUUCAUUAUAAUAUAUCACUUACCACUAAUCAAACUCAAAAUGAUAAACAAAAUUAUCAAUGUCAGCCCAAAAAAUAUAAAACAAAGUCAUCAAGACCAACGACGACUGGUCCUCAUAAUGGAUCUUUACUAAAUACUAGGCAUCCUUUGUUUGAAAAUGCUUGUAAUAAUCAAAUAAUAAACCAAAAAUUAAAUCAUAUAAUUAAUCGUUUGAUUCCCUUGGGACCUUCUCCUUCAAGCCAUCAACCCAGAGCGAGUCACCGAGUCAAAUAUAUUCGCCUGAAGCCGUUUCUUUUUUCGUCUCUAAAACAAGUAGCUUUCCAGCAGCAUAGCAACGUCUUCUUUCCUUCCCUUCCUCGCCAAUUUCACACGAUACUCUCGCAGACUGUUUAUUAUAUAGUCAGAGAAGGAAAGGUCCGCAUUUCUCAGAAACUCUCACCCGCUACCGCCAUUUCCCCUCUGCCGCCGCCGCCCCCCCCCCCCCCCCAAAACCUUCACCAAUUGCCAAAUUCUUCAACUUUAUGUCGCCGUGAGAAAUGGGGAACUUGUGCACUUGCUUCGCCCCCAAGCCGGCGGUGAAAAGGGGACGAUCGGUUAAGCGUCUCCCGGCCAAUUCUUCAUCCCAAACCGCUUCCAACCGGUGGACGAGGGUCCGAUCCGCUAGAAAAGACAGCAAUGAUUCCUUAAUUCAGGAGCAGGCUCUGGCGGCAGCUCUUAUGUUCAGGCAGCAGAACGGUGCCGGGGCAACGACGACGACGGCGGCGUUUGACCGUUCUGUUUCGCACAGGUACCCGAAUGGUAAUGCCGGGUCGAAGAAGAACCCGUUGCCCCGAAGCGCCAGCUCGAGAGCUCGGUCACUUACGGACCCUUUGUUGCAGCCGCACCAAUUGGUUAACCAGGAUAUUAAGCUUGAUGAUCUUGAGACAAAACAUUUUGUCCUUGUACAUGGCGGGGGUUUUGGUGCUUGGUGUUGGUACAAAACCAUAGCUCUUCUGGAAGAGAGUGGUUUCACAGUUACAGCUGUAGACUUGACUGGUUCUGGGGUUCAUUCUUUUGAUACUAAUGGCAUCGCCAGUCUCUCUCAGUAUGUGAAGCCACUUACUGAUUUUCUUGAAAAGCUUGCUGAUGAGGAGAAGGUGAUCUUGGUAGGGCACGAUUUUGGCGGUGCUUGCAUCUCGUAUGCAAUGGAGUUGUUUCCACACAAAAUUUCAAAGGCUAUUUUCCUAGCUGCAGCUAUGUUAGUUGAUGGACAAAGUAUGCUUGACAACAUCUCCAAGCAGUCAGGUGGAAAUGAUCUGAUGCAAAAAGCACAGAUAUUUGUAUAUGCAAAUGGGAAUGAUCAUCCUCCUUCUGCCAUUGAUCUUGACAAGUCGUUGCUUCGGGACUUGUUAUUCAACCAAAGUCCUGCCAAGGACAUAGCAUUAGCCUCCGUGUCAAUGAGGCUGAUCCCAUUUGCUCCAGUUCUGGAGAAACUCCGUCUCUCCGAUGCUAAGCAUGGAACUGUGCGACGAUUCUAUAUUGAAGCUCCAGAAGACAAUGCCAUACCUAUCACCUUACAACAAACCAUGAUCAGCUCGAGUCCGCUGGAGAAGGUGUUCCGGUUGAAAGGUGCGGAUCAUUCACCUUUCUUCUCAAAGCCUCAAGCUUUGCACAAGAUAUUGGUAGAGAUUUCGAAGAUGAAUAAAGCUUGAAAGAAAUUAGAGAAAAGUGGUGUCCAUGGGCAUCGUUACUCAUGUGCAUAUCAUUAUGUAUAGUUGUUGAUGGUGCCCCCAUGUUUCUUCUCCCACCCAUACGCCUCCCUUUCUAUUCUUUUUUCCCCUCUCCAGUUCCUUUGGUUGUUUUCUUCAUUUGUUAUUGUUCACGGGACUUUGCAGUUACAAAAGGGUUUCCCUUCUUACUAUGCCCAAGGGGAUGAUUUUGUUCAUGCAAAGCCCUUAUAAUAGUUUGGGGGGAUAAAAGGAGAAUAGUUUAUAGGUAAAGACAUGAACAUUAUUCAAAGUGUAUGGGAUAGAUUACCUGGAUAUCUUUUUUCCUACCGUCCUAUGCGAUUAUUUCGGUUAAAACCAUCAUAACCGAAUUAGUUGUUGAACAUGGACUAUAUCAGUUGGAUAUCUCCAAUACAACCUUUGCUUGGCGACCUAACUGAGGAAUUUUAAACACAAGUUACACAAGAUUUCCAUAUCGAAGCCAAUACAUAUGACUUAGCUUGCAUGUUAAGAAAGUCCCUUUACAUGCUUAAGUAGACUAGUCUCUACUGGAUAGUGGUUUGCUAAGUUAGCUAGCUCAAUCCUAUUGAAUGCCUUCUCAAACUCCACCUCUGAUUACACAAAUGUUUAUCGCAUGGGUACGAUGUAGGAUAGUAAUCUUAUUAGUUUAUGCGGAUAACAUCAUAUUGGCUAGGUCAGAUUAUGGAUUUGGAAGUAGUGAAAUUUACUUGAAGUGAGAUUUCAGGAUGGUCUUGGCAAGACCCUUGGGUGCAUUGCAAUGUUUCCUAGGAUCACAAGUAUCUAGAAACGAUAGUGGGAUUUGAGUGACUCAAAAGAAAUGUUGUGUCAAAUUGUUGAAUGACACUAGAUAUAUAGAAGUAAAGAGUUGCAACAAAGUCAUAAUAAUAACAAUGUAUUAGCCUCUGGCGAACAAAGACUUGGCCUAAUG